This is a messenger RNA of Paramecium sonneborni, 887 nucleotides long. The record is from the annotation of a GenBank genome assembly. Lineage: Eukaryota; Ciliophora; Oligohymenophorea; Peniculida; Parameciidae.
AUGUCACAUCAUCAUAAAGAUGAAAUUUCAAACCUUAUGAAUCGCUAGUAAAAUUAGUAUAGAGCUUAUUCACAAAAUCCUCAAAUGUUUUAUAAUUAAACAAUGAUAUCACCAUAGAAAAAAUAAGUUUAAACUGAAUUACUUUUAUAAACUAAUAAUGAAUAGCAAAUCUUAAUCUAGUAUUAUGUUUAUCAAGAUUUUUAAAAUUUGAUCAAUCUAUUAUAUUCUCUGGAAGCAGUAAAAAAUUAUUUUUAAAAUUAACCUAAUCAUCCUUUAAUAACUUUAAGCAGAAAUAAAAUAAUUUUAUAACUAAAUAUUUCUAAUACAAUCCAUUAUGAUUAAUAUGUAUCACAUAAAAGUUCUUCUAAUAUAAAAACUUUAAAUGAUUAAAAAGAAAAUGUUUAAAAAAUGAUAAAAAAUAUCAAACUCGACUUAGAUUUUGAGUGCUAGAAUUAUCUUGAUUCAUAUUAGGAAAAUAGUUUAAAAUAAAUUGUUACAAUUAAUUAAAUUUAAUAAUAAAAAAGCUUUUAGAAUUACAAUUUUAACCAAAAUAUAUUAUAAUCAAUUAUUCCUCAAAUUUCUAUUGUGGAUUAAAGAAUUUAACUAUUGAGACAAUCUAAAUAAUCUUAUAUUCCUUCUGAAUCAGAGGUUAAACAAAAAGCUAAGUAUUUAAUAAUGAUAUUCGCAUUAGAGAGUACUAACAACUGACCUUAAACAAAUUAUCAAUAAAUUAUCCAAAUUUUAAAGAUAAAACCGAAUUAAGUCACCAAGAAGAUUCUCUGAGCUCUUACAUUAAUGAUUAAAGUUAAUCGAAAUAUAAUUAACAUUUGAGUCAAUCAGCUGUUAUGAGCUCUCAUUUUCUAAAUAAUAAUAAAAAAAAAUUUUGA